Xiphias gladius (swordfish) is the source of this 750-nucleotide messenger RNA. Its product is annotated as trypsin-like. Gene Ontology annotation, biological process: proteolysis. NCBI's taxonomy places the organism in Eukaryota, Metazoa, Chordata, Actinopteri, Istiophoriformes, Xiphiidae. The record is from RefSeq and is a predicted model, not a curated record. The transcript is spliced from 6 exons. Gene Ontology annotation, molecular function: serine-type endopeptidase activity. The coding region runs from base 1 to 750 and encodes 249 amino acids.
AUGAGACUGCUGGCUCUGCUGCUGAUUGUUGGAGCUGCUGCGGCAGUUCCCCGUGAAGAUGGACGGAUCAUUGGCGGGCAGGAUUGCGAGCCUCACUCUCGUCCAUACAUGGCCUCCCUCAACUAUGGCUACCACUUCUGUGGUGGGGUGCUCAUCAACAACCAGUGGGUCCUCUCUGUUGCCCACUGUUGGUACAAUCCCUAUGCCAUGCAGAUCAUCCUGGGAGAACACGAUGUGCGAGUGUUUGAGGGUACUGAGCAGAUCGCCAAGACCGACACCAUCAUCUGGCACCCUAGCUAUGACUACCAGACUCUGGAUUAUGACAUCAUGCUGAUCAAGCUCUUCCACCCUGUGGAGGUGACCGAGGCAGUCGCACCCAUCCCGUUGCCCAGAGGGUGCCCGUUCGCUGGGCUCCCCUGCACUGUGUCUGGCUGGGGAUACAUUACCAUAGAUGGCGAGAUUAGCGUACCCAACCGUCUGCAGUGUUUGGACGUGCCCAUAGUUGAUGAGCAGGACUGUAAGAAUUCCUAUCCAGGCAUGAUCACACCCAGGAUGGUGUGUGCGGGAUACAUGGAUGGAGGCAGAGACGUGUGCAAUGGUGACUCUGGCAGUCCUUUGGUGUGUGAGGGGGAAUUACAAGGCCUGGUGUCAUGGGGUCAGGGAUGUGCUGAGCCUAACUACCCCGGCGUCUAUGUCAAAGUGUGUGAGUUCCUCUACUGGAUUCAAGACACCCUGGCAGCCUACCCCUGA